Melopsittacus undulatus (budgerigar) is the source of this 10460-nucleotide messenger RNA. RefSeq names its product RNA binding motif protein 33 (gene RBM33). Gene Ontology annotation, molecular function: RNA binding. The record is from RefSeq and is a predicted model, not a curated record. Bases 169 to 3765 code for a protein of 1198 amino acids. The transcript has 19 exons. Lineage: Eukaryota; Metazoa; Chordata; Aves; Psittaciformes; Psittaculidae.
UUGUUGUUCUCCUGUGGUGGGUGCGUGUGGAGGGCCGGCGGGAGGGGGAACUGCCGGGUGCUGAAUCCGAGCCUCUCCCUAUUCCGCGUGCCCCCGCUUCCCACCGCUGCCGCGGGCGGCACGGGGUUGCCGCUGGGAGCCGCCGCCGCCUGGGCAAGACGAAGAGCCAUGGCUGCCGCCCUGGGAGGAGGCGCAGAUGAUGACUUUGAUCAGUUUGAUAAGCCUGGUGCAGAAAGGUCUUGGAGAAGAAGAGCUGGAGAUGAUGACUGGGACAGUGAACUUGAUGAUGACUUGCUUGGAGAGGAUUUGCUAACUGGCAAAAAGAAUCAGUCAGACUUGUCAGAUGAAGAGCUGAAUGAUGAUCUUCUGCAAAGUGACAAUGAAGAGGAACAAGAAUUUCGUUCUCAAAGUGUCACAGUUAGCCUCAAUGCUACAUCUGGCAUACUUACAUCAUAUGAUCUCUCUGAGACCAUCAACGAUCCAUCACUAGAACAUGAAUCCGAGUAUGACCAAGGGGAAGAUGAAAUUGGUUAUGACAAAUCUGAAGCAUCUGACGUAUAUGCUUCAGAGUAUGCAGAGGAAGGACAUUAUGAAGGCAAUGAUCCUGAACUGACUGAAGACCAAAUAGAAUAUGGGGAAGAGCCUGGAGAAGAAGAUGAAGUGCUAGACCUUGAAAUCAAUGAACCCCUAGAUGAAUUUCCAGAUGAAGAUUACAUGCAGUCAUAUAAUGAGCAAGGAAUGGAAGAACAAGAAUAUACAGCUGAUGAGGAGCUGGAAGAAUCCCAUGCAAUGGCAAAUGAAUCAGAAGCAGCUAUUGCAUCUCUGGAACUUCAAGAAGAAAGAAAAGAAGAAUCUGAUGAAGAGGAGGAUGACGACGAAGAGUCUGGCCGACUACGUUUCAAAACUGAACGGAAAGAAGGAACGAUAAUUAGGCUCUCAGAUGUGACAAGAGAAAGAAGAAACAUUCCAGAAACUUUGGAACUUUCUGCAGAAGCCAAAGCAGCAUUACUUGAAUUUGAAGAGAGAGAAAGGCAGCUUAAACAGGGACGGUAUGGCUCAAGGAGAGGAGGGCGAAGAGGAGGCUCAGUUAUGUGCCAUGGAAUGGGAGAACAAAGGAGAGACAAUGAUAGGGGAAGAAUGAAGGAUCACAGGCCUGCACUGCUGCCAAACCAGCCAACAAUGACGCAUUCACAGAGGUUAAUUCCAACACACCAGCAACCUGUUAGGAGUCUGUUCCAGCAGCAGCAACAGCAGCACCACCACCAACAGCAACAGCAGCAGCAGCAGCAACAACAGCAGCAACAGCAGCAGCAGCAACAGUUACAAUCUCUGCUUCCUUUACAGCAUCAGCAUCAUUCUUCUCCUCCUCCAGGGCUACAUAUGCCCCCUCAGAUAGAAACGCCUAGAAUAAUGAUGACUCCACCUCCAGUGACACCUCAGCAACCGAAGAACAUACACAUAAAUCCACAUUUCAAGGGGACAGUAGUGACACCUGUACAAGUGCCCUUGCUGCCAGUUCCAGCCCAGCCACGACCUGCUGUAGGACCCCAGAGAUUUCCUGGCCCUCCAGACUUCCAGCAGCAUACACCUGGACCAGUUCCCACCAACUUCUCCCAAGCCCCGAGGCUGCCAAUCCAGGACCAGUGGAGAGGGCCACCACCACCUCCACCACCACUCCCUCCUCCACCUCCUCAGGAAAGAGAUCCUUUCUUCAUAGCAGAUCCAAGGUUUCCAAGUCAUCCCUUAUUUGAGCAACGAAGCCCCCCACCACCGCCACCUCCUCCACUUCUUAAUAGUGCACAUCCUGUCCCUACCCAAAGUCCAAUGCCAUUCAACCAGCCCGGACCAGCGUUCGGUCAGCAGGGCCAGCAACCGGUGUUCCCCAGGGAGCGGCCGGUUCGUCCGAACUUGCAGCCUCAAGGUCCUGUGGGGAUUCUCCACUUCAACCAGCCAGGUUCAGCAAAUCCACGGCCGUUUAUCCCUCCAAGACAGCAGUUCCUGCAGGCUCCAGGACAGCCCUUCCUUGCUGCACACACACAGCCCACCAUGCAGGGUCCCUUGCAUCCUCCAUUACAGCCUCAGCCGCAACCUCAACCUCAGCAGCACCAUCACCAGCAGCAGCAACACCAUCACCAGCAGCAGCAACAGCAACACCAUCAUCAUCUUCAAGGGCCACCACAGCCCUUGAUGCCCAUGAACCAGCCACAGUUCAGGCCUCACAUGCCGGCCACACAGCAGCAGCCACCAAAUAACAACAGGAUGCAGUGUCAGCCACGACAGGGUCCAAUGAAGCCAAGGCAUAGUACACCAUCACAAAAUAUUGUCAAGCGUCCAAAUCAGCAGCUACAGUCAACUGCUCCAAGAAAUAGUAACUUGCGUGAGUUGCCGAUAGCACCAUCACAUGCUAUGGAAAUGAACAACAACAGACGAACCUCCACUCCAGCUGCUCAGGUCAAACCCAUUACCAGCACGAUGUCUGCCACCAAGUCUGUAGCUGGUGUUGGAAACUCACAGGGAAGGCCUGAGAUGAAAGCCAAAGCAAUCACACCAGUGGGCCAAGCAAAAUCAGAAGUAAAAUCUGAACCAGAGUAUCCAGAUGAAGAUGAAGAAACUAGAUUGUAUCGCUUGAAGAUAGAAGAGCAGAAGCGUCUAAGAGAAGAAAUCCUGAAACAAAAGGAGCUGAGACGGCAGCAGCAGGCUGGUGCUAGAAAGAGAGAAUUGCUUGAAAGACUUGCGCAGCAGCAGCAGCAACCUUCUACGCAACAGUCCUACAUGCAGCAGGAGGACGACUCAUCCGAGUACCCCACCAAUGGCAGCCCUUACGUAUCCCACUCUGGCUUACAGACCAGGCAAAAUGUGAAAAACAGACUCCUUGUUAGAAAGCAAGAUACAGUAGUACCAAAUAUCCAACCCAAACCCACAGAUUUCCCACAGGUUGGGGCAAAUAUGCAGUAUCAAGGACAGCAGAUGAAGCCAGUGAAGCAGCUGAGGCAGACUAGAACAAUACCUUUGAGUUCACCUCAGGCGCCACAGAAAGUAUUGCAGACAAAGCCUGCUGCAGCAUCACUACCCACAACACAGACUGCUCGAGUGGCUUCGGUACAAGCAAGGCCACAGGAACUGAAAUCUGGCGUGAAAAGGACUGUCAUGCACCGGACAAACUGUGGUAGUGGAGAUGAGCCCCAUGUCGGCAGCAAAGUCAGGGUGAUUAAGUUGUCAGGAGGGCAGGGGGGAGAUGAUGCUGGCUUUUUUCACCCAGAGGGCCAGCCCCAGCGGCCUCAACAACCCCCGGAGCCGAAACAGCAGCCAGUGCGGAAGGUCACAUUGACAAAAGGAAUGCAACAGCAGCAGCACCACCAAGAGCAGCAGCAGGCACAGAUCCAUUCACCAGCUCCUCAAGGGGUCAAAAACAUCCAGGGAAUCCAUCAGCCUAAAAAGGUCAUUAUGCAUGGCAGAGGCAGAGGAGUAGCAGGCCAGAUGGGCCGAGGACGCUUGAUGCCAAAUAAACAGAACCUGCGAGUUGUGGAGUGCAAACCUCAGCCCUGUAUUGUGUCAGUUGAAGGGCUUUCUUCAUCAACUACUGAUGUCCAACUGAAAAACCUGCUGAUGUCAGUGGGACCCAUUCAGAGUUUACAGAUGCUUCCUCAACAACGGAAGGCCAUAGCAAAAUUUAAGGAGCCAGCGCAUGCUUUAGCAUUUCAACAGAAAUUCCACAGGCACAUGAUAGAUCUGUCCCACAUAAAUGUGGCACUGAUAGUUGAGUGAUGACUGCUGAGAGAAACCCUGACACUAACAGAAGCAUACUGUGGAGCUACAUGAGGCACAGUGGCAAAACCAUCGGGUUGUGAAACCUUUCAGCGUAGUCUUUAGUUGCUAACUACAGAAAGCAGCAAGAUGUUCUUCAGAAGAGCAGAACUUGAGAGGAUCUGCAAAGGUGGAAUUUCUGUUAGGUUUGUUCACGUUCUGUUGUAACCACAUGGAACUACAGAGUCUUUUUCAAAACACUUUCAAUGCACGUAGACACUGUUCUUCAAGAUCCUACUGUGUGACCACAGUGACUUGAGAGAGAACGUUUACAUCGAAAGAUUUAAAAACUUUCUCCAUAGCAAAGAAUAUUUGAUAAUGGUUGCUCUUAUCUUCAGUUUUGAAUGAAAACUCACUUUUCUAAACAAAACACAUUAGCUACAUUGUAUAUCUGGGAGCAUAGAAGGUAUUCUUGCAUAGAUUUAAACGUGGUCUACUUCGCUGAACAGCAGUAUGCUGAGAAGCUAUGGAGGUGACACUGGAAAAUUGUAGUUCUGAUCUUUGUAAAUAAGUUAAAUCCGUCUUUGCAUUUUUCUAUUUCAACACAGACUUCCAUCUUCUCCUUCCAACUCCACUUACUCCGUAAAACCCUGCGUAGGAAUAACAUUGCUGUAUUUUCCCUUGGGUUUUAAAAACAAGGAUCUUUGCCCUUCGGUAGCAUUGUGGGGUGGUGAACUCCAAGUUGUAAUUAGGUUGUUUUAGAUGAUGCUGCCAGAUACAAGGAAAAAUAAAUAUUUGGUGGCUCACUUCAAAAAUGUUACAUAGGAAGAGUGGUGCAUUCCUAAUAGUUCUCUUGGGUUAGUGUUUAAUGAUUGCCUUAUGCUUUAUUUUGAUUUGAGUUUUUUUUCUUUGGGAUUUAUUUUGUGACUAAUGUUGAACCAUAAGAAACCCAUAACUGAAAGGACUUGGUUUGAUGUGGUGUUCCCAAUAAAAUACAGGGCUAUAAGGACAUUGCGAGUCUGCCGGUGGACAUGGCAGUUCCCAAAAUUAUGUGCAAACAUUAAGGAGCUUAUAUUUUAUUCAAAGUAAAAUCCAUAUUAUUUCCUUUUGGAUAAGAACCAUCUAGAUGGUGUUGCCAAAGGAACGAUUUUUUCAAUUACUUCUGAAUAAACUUAUUGCAAUGUCAUCUUUAUAUUGGAUUCCAGUUUUUAUGAACACUUCCUUAGUUUUAGACCAUGAGCUUUUGGUUCAUCCUUUAUUUUAGAAAUACUCUUAAGUACCCCACUUACUGCUUGAAGGUGGGGAUUUACAGAAACCUUACAGGUUUGUUACCUGAGUGACCGCAGGAGAACACUAUUGGUAUGUAAUGAAACAGCUGCAAAUGGGGUCCACAAUAGGCAUGUGAAAUGUAGAAGGUGAACUAAGCAAGCUUAUAGCACCAUAAAGUACCAUAUAGUACCAUUUUUUAAAAUUCUUUUAAUUUUUUAUAAAGAUUUAAUGGUAACUAAGUCACAAAGACCUAAUUGGCUUUCUUACAGUUUUGAUCCAGAUUUUCAGUAAAGUAGAAGUUACUAAAAAUGAUUGAAUAAUAAAAUACGUCAAAAAUCUAGGUAAAACUGCUUUUUUUCAUUGAAAUAAUAAUGUAGUGCAUUGGAAACACUGUACUGGGAAAGAAAGCCCAUUUACAGCUUAGUAAUGUGACACUUUUGUACAGAAGUGAGUUUUGAGUUUUGCAUCUGUCUCUGUAGUUCCCCAUUUGUGCUUAAUAGUUAAUAACAUCCAGCACAAUUACUACAUAUAAAGUUCUAUUAAUGCUUCAGGUAGAUCCAGACCCAGGACAGAGAACAAGCUGCAGGUAGGAGGUGCCCAGUGGCAGCUGACCCUGAAGACUCACACGAGGUGAUCUGCCCCAUGCUGCUGAACAUCUCACACUGUGAGCACUAGGAUCCUUACGCUGCCUCCUUAGGUUAUCUAGUUUUUAUUUUUUAAGAAUUAAAUGCUUAUCUUUAAAACAAGUCAUGAAACAGUUGUUCAUCUCACUGUUGGGGAGCAGCUUCUUGCAAUGGGAAGGAUGGCAAGAUGUCUUGGAGUGGAGUGAUAAUAGUGCAUGUCUGGAAAUCUGGGUUAGAUGCAAAUGCCAGACAGGCCAGCAACUGAGUUCAGCAGUAGGAACAUCUGCAGCUGAUCAGCUGUCCUGUCAGAACCAAUUGUUAUUGGCGUUAGAGUUUCUUGGAGCCUAAGAAUAUGGGUUUGAUUCAAAAGUCAAAGAAGUUUGUAGAACUGCUCCUGCUUUGGGUUUUGAAUCUAUCCCAAAGAGGCUGAGGUCCAGCCAGCUUCAGUUGGAAGAAUUUUUAUUCAGUUGGGGUUAAAAAAAAAAGAUUUUUGAGAUGAAUGUUUGGUUUUGGAUUAAAGACCUGAGAUCACCUCACGUCUAUUUAGAUGCUGGAGGCAACAUAAGCAGUGCCUGCUUAGUGACUAUAUGCACCCUCUUUAAAGGCAGUUGCAGUAGUAUUACUUGUUCAUAGGCAGGGUACAGGUGGGUCGGUGGUGAUCAUUUUAGCUGCUUAUUGCAGUACCUGAGUAUCUUACUAUAUGUAAACAUACUACAUGUAUGUGUGUCUAUACGUAUUUUUUUAUAAGCAUACAUACAUACACCCUGUGUUGUCACCAUCUCUCUCUAAUAUCUUAAAAAACUCAGUAGCAAAAGUAGCAGUUAGGUGAGUCAUUUGUUAAAAUGUGUUUUGUUAGUUCUCAAAUCCUAACUUAAAAAUGGAUCUCUUGGCAAAGAUCACCUUGGGUGAUACAGCUCUUUUAGAUCCCGUUGUUGUCUCCUCCCAAAAAAAACCCAAAGGAAGUAGAGGUAAAGCUAGAAGGAUGUGUUCUUGCCAUGUUCUCUUUCAGCACAUAGUUAAAUCUGAGCAUCUCAAGUUAACUUUCUUGGAAGAUCUGUUGCAACCAUUAUCUUGUUCUUUCUUUAUCAUGUGUUCAAAAUACAAUGCAAAAUGCUGGGGGGCUGGGGAGGGGGGGAAGGCAUUUAAUGUAGUAUGUAAAUAUUGACCUUUUAAAAUUAAAAUGUUACUCAAAGUGCUUACAGUCAACCACAUCUUAGCUCUUUGUUAGGUUUUUUUUGUGUUGUCUCAUCAAAGUUUAAUGGAUACAGUUCCAUAAAUGUUGAUGUGUUUUUGUGUAUAUCUCCAAAUUUUUAUAAAGAUGCUAGUAAGUCAAUACAUAUAUCCUCAUCUGUGUAUUAUUUGUUCACAGUUUUUAUUAGCAUAACUUUAUAAAGAUUUUAAUAGGCACCUCCAGGAGGUGAUUAUAUGAAACCAACUUUUUUUUUCCCCAAAUUCUUUUGUUUUCUUCUUGUAGCACUGGAGAGUUUAUUUUAUAACUAAACAUAUUUUGCCUUGCCUAAGAGAUUGGAUUGGCCGUAUGAGCUGUGGUGUUUUAGUAGAAUGUUCUACCUUCUUUUUAUUAUUAAAAAAAUAAAAAACUUGUCCUUUAACUUUUGAGGGGAAAUACAGUGCACUGUCAGACCAAGGCAUGGGGUUUCUAGGUUUGUUCCAUUGUGCUGUGCAAGUGCAAAUGAGGUCUGUCAUGUAAUAUUGUUCUCCAAAGUUUGGGGUAUUUUGGUUUUACACAUAUUUCAAGUCGGUCAUGUAACACAUUGGCUCAUCAGAAUGCUGGUAACUAGUGUGGCACAUGCUGUAUGAUGAAACAGUGUGCAGUGCUCGGAAAGCUCGGUGUAGUUGAUGCCAAGCAGGAGGAGAACAGGUCCAUAGCAUCUCAUAGCUGGAGGAGCAAAUGUUCAUCUCGGAGAAGGGUAAAGAAUAAAUUUAGACAGGGAUAUUGUUCAUGGCCCACAUGCAUUUCCAAUGCAACUUAUGGGAAGAAGAGUGUAUACUGGCACCCCUCUGUAAUGUAUCGUCAGAUACCCAAUUUAUUCCCCCAUUUAAAUCUUGAAGAUUCACUUCAGAUUUCCAAAUUUCUGUUUAAAAAAGAAGUCUUUCCAGCCAUUUAAAUGCCAGGCAGAGCGAGUAUUUAAUGUUAGGUUUCCACUGCAAGGAUAUAGGUAAUUUUUUCAUAAAGCUGUGGGUUAUUUCAGAAGUAUCUUGGGGGUCUUCGUUGUUUUUUCUUAACUUUAUCUGGCUGCUUGGAAUAAGAAAAAAAAAACAUUCACUUCAUGCUGAAUGUUCAAUACAUAUUUUUAAACAUAGUAUCUUUUAUCUGUUUAACUUGAAAUUGUGCCCUUUUCCCAGAAGCUGCUGUAGGCGCUUCCUCUGGGUACACACAGUAACUGCGUGUCUGUAUGUGUGUGUGGGUGCUGUGCCUUACAGCUGGGGUGAGAGGGGUGGUGGGAGGUGGGCAUGGGCAUUUCUUGUGGGGUUUUUUGCCUGUUUUUUGUCUAACUUGGGAGAUAUCCUGGAUCUGUUCUCUGGUGUAGCAUUGUGUUGUUCUUGUCCUUCGCGUAGUGCUGUGUUUGUUACGUGAGUCGUAGUUGAAGGUUGAAAUCUGCCUUUGCCUCUUUGCUGUCAAAAAGGCAUUUUUUGUUCAGAGAGACACGAACCCUUUUUUCUUUUUUAAUUUUUUUUGUUUUCAUUUUUUUUUAGCAGCAUGUUGGAUGAGGAAUUAAAUGUGAAGGAAACAAAUCCUGAACAGAUUGCAGAAGGUCAGCUGUGUUAUAAAGGUCAUUUAGGGUAACAUAGGGCUUUUGUUUCAAUGUUACCUUAAAUCAUGCCUUAACCUCUAAGUAAUUCAUAAACAUAAUACUUGAAAGUAUUUUAUCUUUAAUUAAUACCAAAUCCUAAGGAUUUUAUGUAAGGUUUUUUUGUAACCUGUUUUUUAAUCGUGGAGAUUACUUAUCCACAUGAGCACAGGGUCUUGUGUACGAAAACACUGAUUCAUAUUGGAUCCUUACGUAUACCAACUUCUGGUAUAAUAUGGUUGGGAAGGAUCAUUUUGUUCUUCAUAACACUGCUUUUUGCAGGGUUGGGGUUUUUUUUUAUAGACAAAACCAAAACACUUCCAUUUGCUACUUCUGUGCUUAUUUUGGUGGGAAGUAUGGUCCUUAUUGCACUAAAGAAAACCUAAAGGGGAAAGUUAAUGUCACUGGGUCUUCUAGGUGCCUGUGUUGCUUUCUCUUUUCUUGGUUGGAUGCACUGAUUUUUCUAACUAACUGGAAGUGGGCUUUAUAUACACGCUGUAUUUCAACAGGUUACACUGCUUUUAUUUGCUGUAACAGCACUUGGGUUAAGUGAUUCUUGCCAUACAGUUUAAAACAGUAUUACAGAUUAAGAAUAUUUUUAUAAAAGAACCUGUGUACAGUUAAGUGUAGCCGUAUUGCAUUGUUGUGUGUAGUCACUUGGAAGAUCACCAUUUAAGGCACUGCUGUGUUUAAGUUUAUGUUUGCUUAGUGGUUCAGGAUUUUCAUUGUGCGCAUCAAAUAGUUUUUAAUACACAUUGUAUUUUUUCGUAGUGUCUGUCAUGCUGACUUUGGAACCUUACAGUUUUAUUUCUGUUUAUAUAUUAACAAAACCAUUUUUUGCAGGAUUUCUUUUUUAGAUGGUGAAACUUCUUUUGACGCUUUAACUUGUAAUUAAUACACAUUUCCACUUACAGCAGAGACAAGAUGCUAACACUCAUUUAUUCACAGCUGGUCUUCUGUUGCAUUGCAUACAGCUUUUAUUGAUGCGAUGCCUUUAGAAUACAUCAGCUUUCUUUUUUUUUCCUGGGGUAUCCUUUGCCUCUGCCCUGUGCUUUACCUCAUUUCCAUCUCAUUUGCCCCUGUUUUUUCAUUCCCACAAGGAUAUUUGUAUCCUUGUUACAUUCCUGCCCUUUUCACUCUCUGCUCAUCUCUCUGCACUUUUUACUAUUGGAGUGCACUGCAUUCAAUCUUAAGCUCUAUUUUCUGGUCUUACAGUUCUUGUGAGGAUACCUGAAGCCUGGAAGCACAUCCUGCUGUACUUUCAUUUGCAGGCUUUGGUCCAUAAAGUUGAGGUUGCUUUUACAGGUAUUGCGCCUUAGGAGAUGCUGCCCAUCCCGAAGCACUGGAGAAGCAUCACUUAACAGUUUUGCUUUGCAGUUUUACCCGUGCUGGAGAAUUAAAACAUUUUGUUUACAUGCUCUAGCAUUUGCAGCAAGCCAGGCGAAACAGGAUUAACAACUCUUUUAUCUUUUUCACUUUUUCAGGAGUUCUGUUCUUGAAUUCAGUGAUAGUAAUAGCACUGUUUUUUUUCUAUUGCCACGUACAAAUAUGAACACUGUCGACAUGAUUUUACCUCCUAUUACUAUUACUGAAUGUGAUCCUUCCUAACCUGUAAAGUCUUAAGUGCUGUAUAUAUGUGGGGAUUUUGAGAACCACUUCAAAUGUAUUGCUCUAAUAUGGAUUACAGAGUUUGUUCAGUAGCAGUUCAGGAUAUAAAUUCAACAGCCGACUCUAUCAUACUGACUCCACUGGGAGUUCGUCUGCCUCAUGUUCCCUACGGCAUCAUCUGCACACAGUGUUUACUACUGAUUUCUUGAAUGUAAUACUGAAGUAUAUCAAAUCCUGCACUUCCAUAAGAGACCUUUGUUGUACCUAUUUAAGUGAAUGUAAAAAUGGAAACACAAGAUGAUCUCAUGUACAAGUUUUUUUACAUGUAAUUUUAUGUUUGAAAUGUCAACAUGUGAAUCUAUUUAUUGUACCUAAAAUAUGUCAAUAAAAUUUGAUCGUUAUCGUA